ACCACAGACUAAACUAUAGAAACUGUGGUGGUGUUCAGGAGGGGAGCUCGUGUCAGUGACAGGUUUGUUUGUGUUUCAGCACGUUGGACAGCUCUCCCACUGGUGCGCCUCUGGCAUGCGCGCCGGGGAACUGACGGGAAGUGACAGCAGGUGGUGGGUUCGAGUCCGAGCACUGACCAUGGCACACUGUCAGCAGCGUCCUCCCUGCACCUGCAUCUGCAACUGAAGAAGAUGAGCAUACCGGAGUUCCUGCUGGAAGUGUCCAUCAUCAUCAUAGCCGUGGUCUCCUUGUUGACUAACUUGUCUGUGGUGUUAUGUUUCACCCACAGCUCCGAGUUGAGAUCCCACGUACCGGGAAUCUUCAUCCUAAACCUCUCUUUCUCCAACAUCCUCCUCGCUGCCAUCAACAUGCCGGCCACUUUUCUCGGUGUGGCCAAAAAGGAGAAGCCCUUCGGAGACCUGUUCUGUCAAGCCGUCAGUUUCUCGGAGACUUUCCUCACCACUAAUGCCAUGUUGAGCAUGGCUGCGCUCAGCAUGGACCGGUGGAUCGCGGUGGUGUUUCCUCUCAGUUACUCCAAUAAGAUGCGUUACAGGGAUGCUCUGCUCAUCGUGGCCUACUCCUGGCUGCACUCCCUCACCUUCUCUCUGACCCAGCUGCUGAUGGACUGGGGGGGGUUCAGCCGCACUUAUGCCUCAUGUACUGUUCACCUGGACCCGGAGGACAGGGCUCAGCUGGCCGCCUAUGCUACCUUCACGGCACUUUUCCACUGCAGUAGUUUUGCACUCUGUCUUCUUGUCCUGUGUUUCGCCUACCUGAAAGUCCUGCGGGUUGCCAGGUUUCACUGUAAGAGGAUAGAUGUGAUCACCGUGCAGACUCUCAUGCUCCUGGUUGAUAUACACCCCAGUGUGAAGGAGAGGUGUCUGGCACAGCAGAGGAAGAGGAGGCAGCGUGCUACUAAGAAGAUAUGCAUCUUCAUCGGAUCCUUCAUCUUCUGCUUCUCACCCUAUGUUAUAACAAGGUUAGUGGAGCUGCUGCCCUUCAUCCACAUCCCCUACUACUGGGGCAUGUCUGCUAAGUGUCUGUCCUAUGCCAAGGCCUCCACUGACCCGUUCGUGUACUGUCUGCUGAGGCAGCAGUACAGGAAAGCCCUGGUUAAUGUCAUCGGCAGGAUUCUGCCCCGGGAUCGUUACUCUCUGUCUCUCCACAGCACCAGCAGUACGUUGGACACCACAGACGACAACUGCAUCGAUAGAAAUACUUAAGCAUAAAGUCAUAGUUUCAGGUUUACUUUUAUGAAAUGAUCUGCAAUCCUUCUGCUGGAAGGUCAAAGGUUACGGUCUGCUAAAAAGCAGCCUCCUUGCAGACGGAAGGGAGUCAGUGCCUUGCUCAAGGACACUUUAAAAGAGGGCUGUUCCAGGGGAGUCUUUAAGCCAGAAUGACGUCUAUUGGACUGUUAAGGACACAUAACAGUGUUUACUCAAUCAAACCUCAUGGCCUGUGGUGUACGCCAAAGGUCUGUCAGCAUCAGUCUGUUGUUUCCACAGGGCUCAUCAACCUGCCUUCAGAAGCAAAGCCAAGGAUACACACAUACACACACACACACACACACACACACACACACACAACCUCUACAGAGCACACACAUCAUUAUCUGUACAUAUAUGUUUGAAGAACCACUGGAUCUGUGGGAGGAGUUGGUCUUCAUGUCUCUGUGAAACUCUAAGAAUAUUUAUUCUCUUGUCCGUUUUGGUGCUUAUGUUAACUCUUAUGUUGAGUGAUGUUUUUAACACAGUGCAAAACAUUAAGUGUCAAAAGUGUGAGGAAAUAAAAUGCACAUUAAAGAGAUAAUUGCACUACCACAA
Messenger RNA from Sphaeramia orbicularis (orbiculate cardinalfish), 1863 nucleotides. RefSeq names its product G protein-coupled receptor 78a (gene gpr78a). The transcript is spliced from 3 exons. Gene Ontology annotation, biological process: adenylate cyclase-activating G protein-coupled receptor signaling pathway. Lineage: Eukaryota; Metazoa; Chordata; Actinopteri; Kurtiformes; Apogonidae. The coding region runs from base 232 to 1263 and encodes 343 amino acids. The record is from RefSeq and is a predicted model, not a curated record. Gene Ontology annotation, cellular component: membrane. Gene Ontology annotation, molecular function: G protein-coupled receptor activity.